UCAUCCAAACUCUCUUCCCCAAAAAUGGAGAAAUCAGCGUCAGAAAGGAUCGGCAUCAGAAUCUACAGCCCACCGCCGCCUCCGCCGUACCCACCGUCCGACCGCGGCGGCGGUCGCAAGCGGCGAGCAAUGGCCAACGGCGUGCAGAGAACCCUCUCCAAAACCUCCCUCCUGGCCAACUUCCUUCCAACAGGCACCCUCCUGACCUUCGAGAUGGUGCUCCCGUCCAUCUACGCCAACGGCGAGUGCUCUCCCGUCAAGACGCACAUGAUCUACGCCCUCCUCGCCCUCUGCGGCCUCUCCUGCUUCUUCUUCCACUUCACCGACUCCUUCAAGGGCCCCGAUGGCAAGGUCUACUACGGCUUCGUCACCCCCCGAGGCCUGGCCGUGUUCAAGUCCGGCCUCGGGGUGGAUGUUCCCCGGGACGACAAAUUCAGGGUCAGCCUCAGCGACUUUGUGCAUGCUAUGAUGUCUGUUCUUGUCUUCGCUGCCAUUGCAUUUUCUGACUACCGGGUGACCGGGUGCGUGUAUCCCGGCCACGCCAAGGAGUUGGAUGAAGUGAUGAAGAGUUUCCCGUUGAUGAUUGGGAUUGUUUGCAGUGGCUUGUUUCUUGUAUUCCCCACUACCAGAUAUGGUAUUGGCUGUGUCUCUGCCUGAAAUUUGUAUUUCACUACUUCUGUAUUUUCUUUGGAUUGUUUGUUUCUAAAUACUAGUGUAUCAUCUAAUGAUAGGCUUGUCAUUAUAAUUUGUACGUAAUUUACAAACUAAUGCUAAUUUGUUUCUCUGCAAAAAUAUAUACUCUCUACGACCAGAUACAUUUCCCUCUGGUACGGCUACUGAUACUGAUUAGUAACUCACCCGAUUCUUCAUUAAUUGGGACCCUUUUACUUGACAUGGAUUUUAGGAAAUAUAGUGGAAAAUGGGUACAAAAAAGUUAAAAUUUCUUAAAAUGUGUAUAAUUUUUAUUUUUACAUAGGAUUGAUAUAUGCCGCGGACUUCUAUUAUAUAGGCGCUUGGUGAGGUACUAAUGACGUCAUCAUCAAAACUUCCUCUCACUCCGCUUCUCCUCUUUAGCUAAUAAUCUCUUCUCUUCACCUUCUAUUCUUAUAUUCUAAUUUUCCAUCAAUAUCGAUAUGCAAAAUAAUGAAAUAUCGUCAUCUUCCUUAUUCCUUUUGACAACUUUCCUUUUUAUAUCUGCAAAAAUUCUCUUAUUUUUGGAUUUUCUUGAAAGCAAUUUCUCCUUUUUCUAUUAUCGUAUUGCAAAAUCUAAUACUGGUGUUGAAUUAAAAAAAAUAUUAAUAUGAGUUUAAAUGGACAAAGAGGGAUAAUUUUUUCUCUACAAGGAUCUAUUAUUUUCAAACUAAAAUUCAUCAUCUGUGAACAUUGUAAAUGUGGUUGUAGGAACGAUUUGCUCAUUUGCAUACAUUAAAUAAUGAGAAGUAUUGAUUCAUCGGUGAAAAGCAUAAGUUCUUAAGAAUUUGGUAAGGAAAAGAAAUUACAGAUGAGAGAGAAUGAAGAUAGAGCCAUGGAGGGAU
Messenger RNA from Salvia splendens (bonfire salvia), 1535 nucleotides. Its product is annotated as protein DMP9. Gene Ontology annotation, biological process: endomembrane system organization. Bases 25 to 657 code for a protein of 210 amino acids. The record is from RefSeq and is a predicted model, not a curated record. The transcript has a single exon. Lineage: Eukaryota; Viridiplantae; Streptophyta; Magnoliopsida; Lamiales; Lamiaceae.